Oikopleura dioica is the source of this 1602-nucleotide messenger RNA. Lineage: Eukaryota; Metazoa; Chordata; Appendicularia; Copelata; Oikopleuridae. The record is from the annotation of a GenBank genome assembly.
AUGGACAAGAUUUUCAAAUUUCCCCAAAAAUUGGUUUUUCAUCCCUUUUUCUUAGCUGGCUACGAUGUGCUCCGAACUCCACUUUUUCCGGAAUACCAAGCUGAGCUUGAUAAACUUCAAGAAAAAGAGCUGAACGACGAAGCUGAAAUCAACUACAGAUACGAAGAGCAUGAGAAUGAAUCCAAGGUGUUGGUCCAAAAGCCGCGAUUUAUCUGGCUGUUGGAAGUUCCGACUCAGGCGCCAGAGGAAGAUGACUUCAAUACUCAGCCGCUUCCGGCACAGAGACGACAAAACGAUGGGCUGGGCUCGACUUAUCUAAAUGAAGCCAUUGAUAUGGAAAAACCAGUUGACUUGGGCUUCAAAGACACCAAAUUCAUCAAGAAUGGAUUCAGCUUUUCCGAUGUCCGACAAGGUCGAGUCGGAGAGAGUUGGUUCAUGGCUUCUAUCGCGAGUCUGACUGUUUUCCCAAAGAAUCUGGCUUACAUGAUUCAGAAGCAAAAGAACAUGGCAAAGCCACAUGGACCCUUUGAGUUUCAUUUCUUUGAUAUGCACCAGUGGGUUCCUGUUUUUGUCGACAAUAUGCUGCCGAAAAUGUGGACUACGAGAAGAUUGACUCCUCAAAUUGAACAAGGAAGGAACUUCGGAGAAACCCGACCGAAUGAGCUUUGGCUUGCCUACUGCGAAAAAGCUUACGCAAAACUCAACUCGGGAUACAGCAGUAUCGAAGCUGGACAAGCAGUAGAAGCAAUGGCUGACAUUACGGGAGGCUUUCCUGUACGAACAACUCUCAGCACGACGAAAUACCUCAAAGAAACUUGGAACUUUAUCUAUCGAAAUCAAGGAGACAUGAUCAUCACUUCAUGCAUCUACAACAACGACAAUUCCGGAGUAGAAAACGAACUGAAUAACGGACUUUACGAUGGUCACGAGUACUCACUUCUCAAAGUUGAAAUUGUCAAAAACAACGAUGAUGAGUUUAUCAAGCUGGUGAUGUUGCGUAACCCUUGGGGAAAUAACAAAGGAAAAUUUCAUGGAAAUUGGUCGGAAUCAAGUGAUAAGUGGAUGACAUUGCCUGACGAGACAAAUACGAGACUGAGAUCAGCAUGGCCAGACGGUGGAUUUUGGAUGGGAUACGACGAAUGGCUAACGAGCUUUGAUGAGUUCACUUUCUGCCGAAUCCCGAAAAUUACUUACGGAGGAUACAUCGAGCCCGAAUUCGAAUGGAAAAAAUAUCACUGUCUCAAUGGAACAUUCAAGAAACAUAAGCUCACCUUUAGACUUGUUGCGCGAUCUAAGCAAGAAAUAUGGAUACAGCCGCUAUUUGACGAUGGCCGAAACCGAAGAGAUGAAUUCCGACUGUUCCUCUGUGUUCGCGACAAUCGUGAUGGAGGCAAUCAAGUUGUUCUCCCGACAUAUCCUACUGACUAUUCUUACCGUAACCUCGUUCCCUACACCAAAGAAAGCUACGUCUUCCACCUGAACUCCGGCAACUACACCAUCGAGCUCGAGAGUUUCGACAAGAACUGCGAGCCAAACUUCGAGCUUGGCCGUGCCUGGGCUCUGCGAUGCUUUGGAGAAGAUCUUUCGCUCAAACAACUCUAG